ACCACAUCUUGGCUUGUGUUUACUUACGUACAACGUGAUGGCUGAAUGCUUCUGCCCUAACCUUCGUCGGGUCUGGGUGUCUCUCUCUCGCCUGAGUAUCGGUGACAAAUUUCCCCCGUUCUCACUGGGACGCUUGUCCUCAUCUAUUUUGCCCGCCGGGCAUUCUACAGGAGGGGCACUUGUUCAUCGGCCUACUUUUAAAAGCCAGCUCAAUUUUUUUUUCCGCUCUGCGGGAAAUUCUUUAACGGUCUUCGGUGGGAAGCCGGUUACUGAACUCAGGUGGGGGUGUUGGCGUCCCUCUCUGCUGGGGCUUGGCAAGGGGGUCCACAGGAUCUAAUUGGAAACUUCAAUUUUCUAUCUCUAUUUACAAAGGAACUUUUGUUCCUUUUCUCUCAUCGCCCAGCCUUGGGCAACAAUUUUUUCUCGUCCCAUCGAUACGACGUAUCGGGCUCGAUACGACGUAUGCUGUCAGUGGCCCUGAUAAACCCAACAAAGAAAGAAAAGAAAGAACAGCUGAAUAAUCAAGAAGUGAGACAGAGUUAUUAAUUGUGGAAAUAGGUAUCUACCUGGAGUCUCUUCAGGUCACCGGUGAUAGUGAGAGAACCGUUACAAGAAGAUACGAAAGAGAUGGUGCAGAAGUACAAGUGGUGGCUAGGUGUGGCAGGUGUGUUGGUGGGUAUGACAACACUUGGGGUACUAAUUGGCACAACCUGCUGGCACAUGGCAUACCGGGAGGCCACCCUGCACGCUCUGGCCAGGGAACAACACGCGGUGCACCUUGCAAAGGAACACUGUAGGCACAACAUGGAGGCAUUGAGAUCAAAAAUGGCAACUGGUGCAUUUAUGAAGAAUGAUGUACCCGAGCUAGUAACUGCAGCUCGCCAUACAGUGACUCUUGCCGUGCCUCAGCAAGUGCAUGCAACUCCAGAACAAAUUGAUGCCUAUCCGCAGGCGAGAGAUGAGUCACAUGUGAGAGAGAGGUCACUUCCAAACACCAAGCACAAGCAGACUGUGAUGGUUAGCGUGUUGUUAGGCUGUAAGACAUUGUCCAUGGUGAGUGUGUGGGAGGCCAUGGAGCAGCAGCAACAACACGGUGGCAACAGUCAUCAUGUGCAGCUGUCAUCAUUUCUUGCCCAAACUAGCAAUUACUAUUAAUAGUAAUUUUAUUAUUAUAUAUGAAGCGCUAAACCCGUGUGGAUAAUUUAGUGCAAAGUUUGGUGGAGGUUCAGUCCUCCGUCCACUGGUCGUGGAGUAACUCGUCAUCCAGAAUGAGCUACUCACACUGACCGUGAGCAAAAAGUAAAUUAUUAUUAUUUUUAUAAUCAAGGGGGAAGCGCUAAACCCGGAGGAUUAUACAGCGCCUGGGGGGGGGGAUGUGGAAGGCAUUCAGGCUAAAUUCGGGGAACUGGAGCACAGAUCCAAUUCCCUAAAUCAAGAGCCCUUCACCAACAUCAAGGAACCUUCCUUGAGGGGAGCAAAAAGUAAAGAGAAAUCAGGUGGAAUUAGGAAGAAAAUGUUAUUCUUUUUAUAUAAAUUUGAGUAACGUUAUUAUUAUAAGCUUUAAAAAUAGCAUAUCACAUCAUGUAUCUCUUUAAGAGUGUAGGGUUAUUUGAUCCAAGGAAUUACAUUAUCUUUUCCUUGACAGGGGACUGAUCUACUAUGAAACUCAAGCUUCAGGGCCCCUAAUCCCGGAGGGGCCCAGAAACGACUUUAGUCACAUUGCUUAAAAUUUUGGGGUCUACUGUAUGAGAAGGGGUUGCGAAGGGGCCCCCAUAACAGUUCAAGGACCCAAAAUGUAGGUCUUCCACUGCUCCUUGGAUCGAAUCUGAAUGCCUCCCAUUCCCCAUGCGUUGCAUGACCUCUUCAGGUUUAGCGCUUCUCACGAAAGUCAUGAUAUUCAGAAGUGUUUCUUGUUUGUCUUGCUCAGAGUUCUAUUGCUCAAAGUUCACCCUGCUGUAGCUUAGCGCUUAUUUUUGAUUAUAAUAAUAAUCAACCUGCUGUCCCGUCUUCAGUAAUUUGUGUAUGUUCUUUUUUUUUUGUUUUAAUUUCUAGAGGUCCAAGGACCUAUAACUACCUCUUGUAAUUAUUUCCAUUGAUCUACCACAGUACGAAGAAAAAAAUUUCUAGUAUCCCUUAGGCUCCACUUUUUUCUCAGUGUAUAACAAUGGCUUCUUGUUAUCCCCGUUGCAGUUACAAGAAAAUCCUCUUUAUCUAAUCUUUGUCGUUAUAUGCUGUUUUUACUUGCAAUCAGCCAGCGUGAGCUUCUUUAGUACUUACAGUUUUUCAUCAUAACUUAAAAUAACUCUUCGUAAUCAUUUUGUAGAUCUUUGAACUUGUCUAUUGUAUCCACAAGUUUCUUUUAAGGUAUGUGAACCACUCCACAGCUGCAGAUAACAAUUUUAGCCUAAUAUAUGGUAUAAACGGCUUUUUCAACAUUUUUUCCAUCCAGAUAUUGAAAAUCUGUUUUGUAACUCGCUUGAUUAGCAAAUGAGUUUCUCACAUUUUCGUUUUUAUGAUGUUCCAGUAACUUUUUAAUUAAAAUAACUCAUAGGCUUCUUUAUAUGAGACGAAAUAUUUUGUCUGUAUUGUAUAAUUCUACUGGUUUAGCGCUCCCCCGUGAUUAUAAUAAUAAUGUCAGUCUGUAUUC
Messenger RNA from Cherax quadricarinatus, 2647 nucleotides. Lineage: Eukaryota; Metazoa; Arthropoda; Malacostraca; Decapoda; Parastacidae. The record is from RefSeq and is a predicted model, not a curated record.